AUGUCCGCGAUAGUAGUACGCCAUCCGCAUUCGUCCUGGUAUACACCAACGCCGGGCCAGGAGAACCGAAACAUCGCAGCGGAAGCAUAUCGGGCUGCCAUCGAACACCUCAAGAAUGAGCUGGGCAUUUCCCUCGACGAUUCAGUCCCUCACAAGUUCCAAGCGUCCAUAAAGGAUGUCUUCAGCGUGGUGGAGAAUGCCAAGAAAGAUUACGAAGACAAGAGCAAGCAGGACAGGCAUGCAGAGAUGAGGCAGUCGCUCGAGAGGCUGUCUGCGCGCAUCAUGUACUAUGGCAAAGUCAUCGACACCUUGGCGCAGCAUCAUCCCGAGUACGUGGCUCUGGUAUGGGGUGCCAUGAAGUUCGUUCUGACCGUAGGUUAUACCUUGUCCAAGCUUGCCCUACCGCUUGUGGUGUACUGA
Alternaria ventricosa is the source of this 420-nucleotide messenger RNA. RefSeq lists its product as uncharacterized. NCBI's taxonomy places the organism in Eukaryota, Fungi, Ascomycota, Dothideomycetes, Pleosporales, Pleosporaceae. The coding region runs from base 1 to 420 and encodes 139 amino acids. The transcript is spliced from 2 exons. The record is from RefSeq and is a predicted model, not a curated record.